This is a messenger RNA of Acanthochromis polyacanthus (spiny chromis), 1138 nucleotides long. RefSeq names its product homeobox protein aristaless-like 4. Gene Ontology annotation, biological process: regulation of transcription by RNA polymerase II. The transcript has 4 exons. Bases 128 to 745 code for a protein of 205 amino acids. Gene Ontology annotation, molecular function: DNA-binding transcription factor activity, RNA polymerase II-specific; RNA polymerase II transcription regulatory region sequence-specific DNA binding. NCBI's taxonomy places the organism in Eukaryota, Metazoa, Chordata, Actinopteri, Pomacentridae. The record is from RefSeq and is a predicted model, not a curated record.
CAAAGAUCCCCGAGAGAAGAAAUCUGAGAGUUUUACUCACCCUGAGAGGUUUUCAAAGGCGGAAUCUUCACAAAACUCCAGGGAUCCUCCUCUAGACUGGUGACGCAUCUGCAUAAAGGGACACAUAAUGACAGAUGUGCUGAUGGCAGGGGAUGAACUACUGGACAUGUGGACUAGAGAAGACACAGAAAAAGACUCCUGCUUGGAUCGAGAACUGGAAUCUCAGCCACGCAAGAAAAUAGCCCACUCGAUCGAAGAAAUCCUGAGAAGGCCCACGUGUGUCAAAAGAGAGAGUCGAGUUCAUCGGAACUGGUCUGUGAUCAGAGAAAACAGACAAAUAUCAGACCAGCACUCAUGUACAGAAACUCCACAGAUUAGACUCCUUGAAGAGUCUCCAAAAAUCACCACAGACUGCAAGAGUCAAAGGAAGAAGAGGCAAACCAGGAUCACGUUCACUCCGUUCCAGGUGCAGGAGAUGGAGAAGGUUUUCCAGCAGACUCACUACCCCGACAUCAACGCCAGAGACCAGCUAGCCUCCCGCCUGCAGCUCACCGAGGGCAGAAUACAGAUCUGGUUCCAGAACCGCAGAGCCAAAUGGAGGAAGGCUGAAACACUGAAGGACGUUGAGACGGUGAGCAGACAGCAGGUACAUUCAGCCAGCCAACGCCUGCUUUAUUAUGAGGUAACAGGAGACGGAUCCAUUCUGCUAACAGCACAGAUAUUUCUCCACCUAUUUUAUCCAUAAAGAGCAUUUUCUUUAAUGCCUAAUUGUACUGUCUGCUGUCCCAGAAGCCCCCCUGCAGACGGUGUGCUGGCUGCCCUGCUGCCUUCCUAAACCUCUCCAUUCCAAGCUGUACUUCAGAUCAACGUCCACGCCGGCCGUUCUGACACAUUUCCCAGUUCACAGGACUCUCUAUUUUGACAUGCUGGGGACGGAACGAUAGCACCUUCAGUUUUCUUACAAAUCCUUCCAUUUAAGUCUUUUUUUUAAAAUUAAAUCUGGUGCAAAGUGUCUGAAAAUGCAGAAAAUGAAGACAGAAUUUGCUCUGUGAAAUGAUUUCAUUGUGAAAAUGUGUUCUGAUGUCCCAAUAGAAUGAGUUCUUUUUCCAUUUACAAAUAAAGCUGCCUGUUAAAAGCC